AUGGCUGCUGAAUUCCUAGAGGAAACAGUAGGGCUAGCAGUACAGCAACAAGGAGCAAACUUAUGGGUUUGGAAGCAAGACUCGAGUGGAAUCUAUUCGACCAGAACUGCAUAUAAGUUUCUGCUGGGGGAAAUAAGGGGGGAAUCAGAGGAUGGGACUUUCUCGCUUCUGUGGAGACUUAAAAUACCACCUAAGGCAAAGGUAUUUACAUGGAGGCUCAUCAAAGACCGUUUACCAACAAACAUGAAUUUAAGAGGAAGACAAGUGGAGAUAGCUGAUCCAUUGUGCCCAUUCUACAACAAUUUGGAUGAAGAUGCAGCGCACCUUUUCUUCAACUGCAACAAGAUAGAGUACUUGGGACAUAUAGUUUCAGGUGAAGGAGUUGCUAUGGAUGCUACUAAGGUGCAGGCAAUUCUAGAGUGGCCUACACCACUCAAUAUCAAGCAGCUAAGAGGUUUCUUAGGCCUCACUGGUUACUAUCGAAGGUUUAUCAAAGGAUAUGCAAAGCUUGCUGCACCAUUGACAGAUUUACUUAAAAGAGAAGCAUUCAAGUGGACACCAGAGGCAUAG
This is a messenger RNA of Glycine soja, 570 nucleotides long. RefSeq lists its product as uncharacterized. Bases 1 to 570 code for a protein of 189 amino acids. The record is from RefSeq and is a predicted model, not a curated record. The transcript is spliced from 2 exons. Lineage: Eukaryota; Viridiplantae; Streptophyta; Magnoliopsida; Fabales; Fabaceae.